CUAAGGUCGGUCAGUCCAAAAUUGAAGCUCAACCGUCGUAGACCCGCCGCAGGACAUCACAAGGGUCUCACACUUCAGGUUGAUAAAGACGGCGCCAAAAUGUCUCUCUUCCGGUCUAGCUACUACGAUAAAGAUUACCGCGCGGGGGCCGCCCUCCUCCGUGCUCGCCGACCAUAUCUCGUGAAGAAUGCAUUGACGGGCGUUGUCCUUUUCGGCUUCUGCGUUAGCGUCUAUGCUUUCACAAUCAAUGCUGUCGGACAAGAUGAUUUCUCGGACGUUAAGGUCCCCGAUGCGCCUAAACAGCCGAACAAACAGUCGCAAAAUUCAUAGACAUCAUCCUCGCAACCCAUUUUCUUCCCUAACCCUUUCCUACUCCCAUUUUGGCUGCGACAAUUUAGCAUUUGACGGUCCCGGAGUUACUUAUUUAUAAGGCGUUUUACACGGAAAUUUCAUGAAUUGCGGAAUUCUGCUUAUUUCUUAAGAAAUGGAAACCGUGGGCAAGCGAGGACUGGCGCUACCAUCCAGCUCACCCCUCUCGGUAGACGCGAUAGCCGGCAGCCCCAUCUGUCACUUCAUUUUCUUUAUUGUAUUCAUACUCUGUACGAACCUUGUCUUGUGUACAUACAUCACGCCACUCACUGGGAAUCAGUUUAUAGGACUUUAUGCAACCUUGACAGGUGCUUAGAGCACUAAAGGAGUCUUGUCGAAACUGGUAUGGCUUUUCUUAGGGAGACAACUGACAAAAUCGCAUCGAAUUACACCAAGAAUUAUUAUGUACACAUGAGUGUGCAUCCCUCUGGGAUACUCCGACGCAUAUCAACACCCGUAUGCCGCCAAUGGCAAGAACAAAAUGCCCCAAAGCAGGAUGAACUUCCACUAAAUGGCCCCUUUUCCAUGAUCCCAACCAGAGCAUAAGAAUUGAAUGAGAGGAGCAAAAAGCGGCCAACACCGAGAAGAAAUGCAGUUAUAAGAAUAGAAUAAAGCCCCUUGAAACAAGUGAAACUCCGAGCUCCGAUAGUUUCUCCCCAAGAAAAAAAAAAAAAAAAAAAGUAAAGGUCGUUACACCGGUUGAAGGCCCUCCGAAUGUAGUAGGAGACGAUUUCUAACGCUGAACAAAAGAGGGCACAGCCACCAACGUAAAAAGCAAAUCAUCAUGAUGACUCUGCCCCAUAUGCAUUACCAAAAAAACGUCUGCAAAUUUGACUUUGACAGGGGGGAAAAAGAGUAUAAUCAAGGCCCAGGUAUUGAGUAACACUGAAAUUCACCCCUCUGAAUUUUAUGGGUUUGUUACCCGACUUCUCUCGGAACUUCCAGCAGCAAUACCAGCAUUCUGAUGCAUUGAACCAAAUGAUUGUGGCUUUUGACGUGCUGCAGAGGUUGGGGAAGAUGGCUGAGCUUCUCUUGAAGCUAUUCCAAACCGGCCAGCGCGUAUAGUGGAUGAUGAAGGGGAAUAUGGGAUAUCUCGCACGGAACUUGGUGGACCCAUUGGCUCCACAGGCGGGCCAGGGGAGCGUCGCCCAAAUUCGUGCUUCGGAAGAGCUUUCUGUGGGUGAGGUCUGCGCACAUCUAGAGGUGACGAAGAUAGAGAUCGAAAAGCCGACGGUCCAUGCAUGUCAUCACUUUCGGGAUGGCGGCUG
Coccidioides immitis RS is the source of this 1637-nucleotide messenger RNA. RefSeq lists its product as uncharacterized. NCBI's taxonomy places the organism in Eukaryota, Fungi, Ascomycota, Eurotiomycetes, Onygenales, Onygenaceae. Gene Ontology annotation, cellular component: mitochondrial inner membrane. Gene Ontology annotation, biological process: mitochondrial respiratory chain complex IV assembly. Bases 100 to 330 code for a protein of 76 amino acids. The transcript has 3 exons. The record is from RefSeq and is a predicted model, not a curated record.